AUGAGUUGCAGCAUAUGUACCUGUUCUGCCAGCAACCGAACGCCGUUUUACUGUCCUACUUGUGCCCGGAGUCAUUUGUAUACGCUCAGAUAUGAAAACGCCCGGGUGCUACUUGAGAAGGAAUCGAUAGGAAAAGAGGUAGAGGCAGCGGUCGCUGGGAAUACAGGUGUACAACGACGACAGCAACAACAAAAUGCGAAUACAAAUGCAAACAACAAUACUCGUCAAGCGAGCCGCGAACGGAAUUUAAAAUGGGAUGCCCAAGCAGCCCAGACAGAGCAGGCUCGAUCCUCUGACCGGAUACGAGCUAUGCGAGACUGCAUAGAGACCCUGAGAUCUGAUAUCGAGCAGCGAAAAGCUCAGAUCCGCCACAUGAAACUGCAGCAGAAACAACGUCGCUCAGAUGCGGAAUCCGCAAACUUCCAGCUCAGUGAACGACGGAAUGCUGCCUUGGCGAGUAUUCAAAAUGGAAUAAAGAGAACAGAACAUCUUUGGCAUUCGUUACAUAACAAGACUGCGGAGUCGAGGAUAUUCCUGUGCCGCGAGGCUGCAUUCUUGUACGGUCUUCGACAGGAGGUUGGGAAACGAGAAGGUGGGAGAAAGAGCGAGAAAUACUAUAUUGGAGGCGUACAGAUUGUUGACUUGAGAAGCUUGAAUGGUGCCUCACCACCACAAAUCUCCACGGCUUUAUCCAACAUCUCUCAUUUACUCAUACUUGUAUCCCACUAUCUUUCCCUCCGACUGCCUGCAGAGAUCAUUUUACCUCACCGUAAUCACGCGAUACCUACAAUCUUCACACCAGCAGCAUCCUAUUCCUCGGCGCAGGAUAACCUGAGCGAUGUCUACCACCCAUACAACCAUUCCAAACCGGGCGACACUCGCAAACACCGAGCUCGGCCGUUAUCAGUUGAAAAAACGCUCCCAAAAUUAGUCAAAGAAGAACCCGCCACAUAUGCCCUCUUCAUAGAAGGAGUCUCCCUCCUGGCCUGGAACGUAUCCUGGCUCUGUCGCACUCAAGGCCUGAACAUCGGCUCCGAUUCCUGGGAAGACAUCUGCAACAUCGGGAAAAACAUGUGGCAACUCCUGGUUUCACCAACCACAGCCCAAAACGCAAACACCACCACUACAACGAGAGCAAUAUCCAGCCGAGAAACCGUCGCUGUUCGCCAAAAGAAUAGUAAUCAACAGCAGCCAAAGACUAUUAUCCAAAGGACGAAAUCGUUCCCCAUGCUAGGACAUUAUUCUCAUGGUACCUCGCACUCUUUCCUCGGUGCCUCGGAAGGCGUCGAGUUCAUGAAGACGUGGAAGUUGCCUACACCAGCUAAGAUAGCGGAUAAGCUAAAGUCAGCGUUGUUGGGCGAGAUGGCUAAUGCUGAAUGGGAGUUGUUGGAGGAGAAGGAAUGGGAUGAUCUUGCUGAAGGUGGUCGGGAUAACGAUGCUGCGAAUCCAGCUUCUCAAGGCGGGAAUCGUAGGGCCUCGUUGACGGCGAUGACGAUGACUAAAAGCAACUCGGCUGAGACAGUAGAUGAUAUUUCAAGUGCCAAACCGAUGCGUACUUCUCUGACCUCAACAACUACGACCACCUCUAAUAGUAAUAAUACUCGACCCAGUGGAACAAGUGGCUGGACCAAAUUGAAGAGCAAGCAACCAGGAACAUGA
Talaromyces marneffei is the source of this 1659-nucleotide messenger RNA. RefSeq lists its product as uncharacterized. Gene Ontology annotation, molecular function: SNARE binding. Bases 1 to 1659 code for a protein of 552 amino acids. Gene Ontology annotation, cellular component: endosome; lytic vacuole. Gene Ontology annotation, biological process: SNARE complex assembly. The record is from RefSeq and is a predicted model, not a curated record. The transcript is spliced from 2 exons. NCBI's taxonomy places the organism in Eukaryota, Fungi, Ascomycota, Eurotiomycetes, Eurotiales, Trichocomaceae.